This is a messenger RNA of Amborella trichopoda, 1139 nucleotides long. RefSeq lists its product as uncharacterized. NCBI's taxonomy places the organism in Eukaryota, Viridiplantae, Streptophyta, Magnoliopsida, Amborellales, Amborellaceae. The record is from RefSeq and is a predicted model, not a curated record.
UCUUGGCACCAAAAGAAGUUUACAAAAACUUGAGCACAUUUAGUUGUUAAUUCCCUGGUUUUUUUAAUCCAUUUGUUUUACUUUUAAACUUGUUUUCUGGGAAAAUGGACCACUCUCAGCAAUUGUACAAGGCUGGGGAAGCCCGAGGCCAUGCUCAGGCCAAGACUGACGAGUGGAUUCAGUCUGCAAAGGACACCGCAAAUGCGGCGAAAGAUAAGACAUGUGAUGCAGCCGAAUCUGCCCGAGACUCUGCACAACAGAGCAAGGAUGAGACCUCCAACUUCUUCGCACAGACUGGAGAGCAAAUGAUGAACAUGGCUCAGGGUGCUGUGGACAGUGUGAAGAGCACUCUUGGAGUGGGAGAUCAGCAGCCCAAGAAGUGAUCAAGCCAUGAUGAUCACAAGAGAUAUAGUGACUCUUUACUCUCUCUUCAUACUCACUCUUUAUUCUCUCUCUCCCUAUGUCCUCUGUUUAGCAUAGUGGUCUAACUAAAUAUAUAUCUAUCUCCAUAGCUAUAUCUUGUGUUUAGAGAAGUACUCCUAGUAAUUCUCUCAUCUUGUGUUUAGCAAAGUACUCCUAGUAAUUCUCUCAUCUUGUGUUUAGAAAAGUACUCCUACUAAUUCUCUCUCUCUCUCUCUCUCUCUCUCUCUCUCUAUAUAUAUAUAUAUAUAUAUCUUGUGUUUAGAAACUUCUCUCUCUGUAUUCAGUGUCCGCCUCUUUCCAGUAUCUACCUUUAGUGGUAGGAUAGUAACUCUUUCUCUCCAAGUUUGUGUUUAAAGUAGAACUCUCUCUCUCUCUCUCUGAUGAGUCUCUCUCUUGCCUGGUUUGCUAUAUCAAAGGAAGUUGCUCUUUAGUAGAAGGUCACUAUAUCUCUUGGCACAGUUUCCUAUUUCUUUAUGGUUUUAUGUUUUGUUUAUGUGAGUCUUUAGCAGGCUCCUUAGUAGGGAAGUCAUGUUUAUCUUGGCAAGAGAAGGUCUGGUUUUUGGAAUAUAAUAAGGAGAACAGCUUACUGCAAUUGAAGUUCUAUGACUUUGCCCUUUUGCAAUUGUAAGGUUUGAUUUGGUCCAUAAUGAGAUUGAAAUGGUCCUUUCUACAAGUUUUCCUUCUUUCAAAGUUCUAAUCAAAUGGAAGUUGAGCAC